AAAAAUAGAGUUUAUUCUCCCACUUUCCUUUCUUCAAUUCUUUUGAAGCUUCUGUUACAAAGCUAAUUCCAGAUAGGAUUAUAAUUUAGGCACCAAAUUUGGACUAAAUCCACCAACAGUUGAAACUUGACAACACAACAAACUUUUCAACAAGCCAAUGGUUGCCGACGGAGGAAGCAUAUACUCGUAAUAUAAAGACUAGUAGUAAUUAAUGGCUUAUUAUUUUCCCCUAUUUUAAGCACAGAAACAAAGAAAAACGUAAAGGGUAUAGAGAAGUAAACAGUAGAGAUGCAGAUGGGUAAAACCCUUAACUCGAGACCUCUUCAAUCAUCCAUAUUCUUGACUUUGUUCUCACUUUUUCUUCAAUUGAUUCCAGGUUUGGCAGAUACCUCAGUAGCAUCUACUGAAAAUAAAGUGAAAAGUCAUUCAUCCAGAAUUUCCACCGGAGUGAGAGUAGCUAUUGUAUUACUUGGAAUUUUAGCUGCUGUUGGAUUUUGUUAUGUCCUUUUCAAGAUAUGGCAGAAGAAGAAAAGGGAAGAACAGCAAGCUCGCCUCCUAAAGCUCUUUGAAGAAGAUGAUGAUCUUGAGGUUGAGCUUGGGAUUCAGGAUUGAGAUUAUAUUUUUCUCCUUCUAUAACACAGUGCGUUUUAGCAGAGGUGCGAGCACUGCCAUUUUCCUUAAAAUUGUGUUUAUUUCUUUUAGUUUGUCUCAGCAAACAAAACUUAGUCUUUGCAUGUGUAUAGUUGAAGAUGAUUUAAAGAUUUUAUUUUUGUCUUAGCUUGUAAUGUAUUUUCCUAAUGGUAUAUGUGAUUUAUUAAUAAACCCUGUAUUCCUGCAACACUAAAGCACCUAUUAUCUGAAAUGGCUACAUUCACAUGAAACUUCUCAGGAAUGUAAAUGGUUCUCUA
Messenger RNA from Nicotiana tabacum (common tobacco), 908 nucleotides. The record is from RefSeq and is a predicted model, not a curated record. Lineage: Eukaryota; Viridiplantae; Streptophyta; Magnoliopsida; Solanales; Solanaceae.